GAUGGAUAGAGAUAAAAACCCCUCUCUCACUCUCUCUCUCUAUAUAAAAAAAAAAAAUUACGACGCUUUUUUUCAUCGUUUCUCGUAUUUGAAGUAAAUCUAGAGAGUUUUUAGGGUUCCUCGCGAUCGAAGUGGUGCGCGAUGAAGGAGAAGAGGAUUCUGUUAUUUUUCUCAUGCUUAUGUGUGGGGAUAUCACUUGUUAUUGCAAGUUCCCAGCAUACUUGUCCAGCUAAUCUUGAGGCAAAGUGUGGUGAUGGGUCUACAGAUGAUUGGGAAGGGGAAUUUUUUCCUGGGAUCAAGAAAAUCAAGUAUGAGGGCCCUACUAGCAAAAACCCACUUUCCUAUAAGUGGUAUAAUGCCGAGGAAGAGAUUCUCGGAAAGAAAAUGAAGGAUUGGAUGAGAUUUAGUGUUGCCUUUUGGCAUACUUUCCGUGGCACCGGAGCUGAUCCUUUUGGUGCCCCGACAAAAUCAUGGCCAUGGGAGGACGGUACAAAUUCCGUUGCUAUGGCUAAAAGACGAAUGAGGGCGCACUUUGAGUUCAUGGACAAGCUCGGAGUGAAUAGAUGGUGUUUCCACGAUCGUGAUAUUGCUCCUGAUGGCAAAACACUCGCGGAAACGAAUGCAAACUUGGACGAAAUAAUUGCCUUAGCAAAGGAGCUUCAGGAGGGGACUGAUAUAAAGCCAUUGUGGGGCACAGCUCAGCUAUUCUUGCAUCCGCGCUACAUGCACGGAGCAGCUACCAGCUCGGAAGUCGGAGUGUAUGCUUAUGCUGCCGCUCAAGUUAAGAAAGCCAUGGAGGUGACUAACUACCUAGGAGGAGAAAAUUAUGUUUUCUGGGGCGGGCGAGAAGGGUAUCAAACCCUUCUGAAUACUGAUAUGCAAAGAGAGCUCGAUCAUUUGGCAAAAUUUCUUCAAGCAGCUGUUGACUAUAAGAAGAAGAUCGGGUUUAACGGGACGCUAUUGAUAGAACCUAAACCUCAAGAGCCAACAAAGCAUCAGUAUGACUGGGAUGCGGCAACUGCCUUUGCUUUCUUUCAGAAGUAUGGCCUUCAAGAAGAGUUCAAACUGAAUAUCGAGUGUAACCAUGCAACUCUAUCUGGUCAUAGCUGCCAUCAUGAGCUUGAAACUGCGAGAAUCAAUGGGUUACUUGGAAACAUUGAUGCCAACACUGGUGACCCACAGAUUGGGUGGGACACAGAUCAGUUCCUAACAGACAUUGCGGAAGCAACGUUGGUUAUGUUAAGCGUCGUUAGAAAUGGAGGACUCGCACCUGGUGGAUUCAACUUCGAUGCCAAAUUGCGGAGAGAGAGUACUGAUGUCGAGGACAUGUUCAUUGCCCACGUCUCCGGUAUGGACACCCUUGCUCGCGGCCUUCGCAAUGUUGCUAAACUGAUCGAGGACGGUUCUCUCGCUGAGCUUGUUCGAAAGCGCUACCAAAGCUUCGACUCCGAAAUUGGGGCUCAGAUUGAGGCUGGGAAGGCUGAUUUCGAGACACUAGAGAAGAAGGCAAUGGAGUGGGGAGAGCCUUCUGUUGCAUCUGGAAAGCAGGAACUUGCUGAGAUGAUAUUUCAAUCUGUUCUUUAGAUGAGAGAAACUGAGAAAGCCACUGACAAAGAAUAAAAUAUUCCGAAGCGUUUUUAGGAAUAGGUGAUGCUCAUAAGCAUUAAGUAGAUGUGCCGUCGAUUUUCAUUUCUCCUUUCUUUUUUUUUUUUUCCCCUUCCCUUUUUUAUCCUUUCGGAGACCAGAAGACUAUGCUUUAGUCAAUAACAACUCUUCCAUGACCUCCAAAAGAGAAUGUACCAGUUUGGAAUCUAAUAAUAACAAAGAAACUGCAUCUGAGUCACAUAUGGUGCUGUUUUCAUCUCCGUAUUUCCUGGUAUGCAGAUAUUGUUCUUAAUGGUUCGCUGGGAA
Molecule: messenger RNA, 1911 nt
Organism: Ananas comosus (pineapple)
Lineage: Eukaryota; Viridiplantae; Streptophyta; Magnoliopsida; Poales; Bromeliaceae
Product: xylose isomerase
Exons: 21
Coding region: 142-1584 (480 amino acids)
Biological process (GO): carbohydrate metabolic process
Molecular function (GO): xylose isomerase activity
Source: RefSeq, a predicted model, not a curated record